CGACGUUAGGCCUGUGCGCCACAAAGCUUCCCAAAACCAUGCUGGGCGUAGGGGGCGCGGGUUUCGCAGGAUGCCUGCGAGCCCGGCUACAGGCAGGGCUGUGGGGUUCGCGGGGUCGCUCCCUGGCCUUGGCGCGCUUGGCUGGCGCGCCCGGCCCUGGGGACCCGCGGCCCUCCGCGGGGCGGGACCUGCGCUGGCGUCAGCUCAGCCUGUCGGCAGCUGCGGUGGUGGAGUCCGCGCCCCGCCCGCUGCAGCCCUACCUGCGCCUCAUGAGGUUGGACAAGCCCAUUGGAACCUGGCUGCUCUAUUUGCCUUGUACCUGGAGCAUUGGUUUGGCAGCUGAGCCUGGUUGUUUUCCAGAUUGGUACAUGCUAUCCCUGUUUGGCACUGGCGCUAUUCUGAUGCGUGGAGCAGGCUGUACUAUUAAUGACAUGUGGGACCGGGACUACGAUAAAAAGGUUACAAGAACAGCAAGUCGCCCAAUAGCUGCUGGAGACAUUUCAAUUUUCCAGUCUGUCAUUUUUCUCGGGGUCCAGCUGACCCUGGCACUGGGUAUUCUUCUGUGUCUGAAUUACUACAGUAUAGCUCUUGGCACAGCAUCCCUGCUUCUUGUCAUCACCUACCCACUAAUGAAAAGAGUUACGUUUUGGCCUCAAUUAGCCUUGGGGUUCACUUUCAAUUGGGGAGCAUUACUUGGGUGGUCUGCUGUCAAGGGCUCCUGUGACCCAUCAGUUUGCCUGCCUCUCUAUUUUUCUGGAAUUAUGUGGACUCUAAUAUAUGAUACUAUCUAUGCCUAUCAGGACAAGAGAGAUGAUGCCCUGAUUGGUCUUAAGUCCACAGCCUUGAGGUUUCGUGAGAAUGCCAAGCAGUGGCUUAGUGGCUUCAGUGCAGCAAUGCUGGGGUCGCUGAGCCUGGUGGGAGUGACCACUGGUCAGACCGUGCCCUACUACGCUGCUCUGGCUGUUGUUGGAGCCCAUCUGACUCACCAGUCCUUUCGGCAGGCCCGGCCUCCCGAUGAAUCUGAAAUAGGGAGUUGCACAGGGAACUGGUCCAGAAUGCUGUGCCCCUGCCGAGGUGCGCCACAUGCCAAGCACUGGUCCCCAGACUGUGCAUCCCCCGAAUUCCCUGCUGUUCCUGUCUUUGCUGCAUCCCGGAGACUCUACUGUACUGCUGCUGUCUCCCUACUGUCUGGUUCCUCCGUGACCGUCAACAUUUCUGGUCCCUUAUUUUCAUAUAUGCUGAGCAACUGCUGGCCGCCUGUUUUCUCCUCCACUGAUUAGACAGGAUUCUCUCCCUUGUGUACAAGGAACUGGAAUCUGCUCCAACCUACUCUGUUGCCAUCUUGCCUUUUCCCUAAAAUUAUAUUUUAUUGAUUGUGCUAUUAUAGUUGGCCCAAUUUUUCCCCUUUGUCUCCCUCUACCCAGCACCCCCCACUCCCUUAGGCAGUCCCCACACUGUGAUUCAUAUCCAUGGGUCAUAUGUAUAAGUUCUUUGGCUAUUCUAUUUCCUAUAAUGUACUUUACAUCCCCAUGGCUAUUCUGUAACUACUUGUACUUUUCAAUCCCCUCACCUCUCCCCCCAUUCCCCAACAGCCCCCUCCCAUCUGGUAAGCAUCAAAACACUCUAUAUUCAGGAUGCUGUCUCUAUUCUUAUUUGUUUAGUUUGUUUUUUUAGAUUCAGUUGUUGGUAUGAAUUAUUGCCAUUUUAUUGUUCAUAGUUUUGAUUUUCUUCUUUUCCUUAAAUAUGUCCCUUUAACAUUUCAUACAAUGAUGGUUUGGUGAUAAUGAACUUCUUUAGUUAUUUUCUUGUGUGGGAAGCUCUUUAUCUGCCCUUUGAUUCUAAAUGAUAGCUUUGCUGGGUAAAACAAUCUUGGCUGUAGGUCCCUGCUUUUCAUGACUUUUAAUAUUUCUUGCAAAUCCCCUCUACCCUGCAGUUUCUUUUGAGAAAUGAGCUGACAGUAUUAUGGGAACUCCCCUGUAGGUAACUAACUGCUUUUCUCUUGCUGCAUUCAAGAUUGUCCCUGUGUUUUUAACCUUUGGCAUUUUAAUUGUGAUGUGCCUUCACAUGGUCUUCUUUGCAUCCAUCUUCUUUGGGACUCUCUGUGCUUCCUGGACUUGCAUGUCUUUUUCCUUCACCAAAUUAGGAAAGUUUUCUUUCAUUAUUUUUUUCAAAUAGAUUUCCCAUUUCUUGCUCUUAAUCUUUUCUUCUGGAGAUGCUAUGAUGCAAAUGUUGAAAUGUUUGAAGUUGUCCCAGAGGCUGCUUACACUAUCCUAAUUAGGGGGGAUUUUUUUUUUCUUCUUGUUCUAAUUAGUUGUUUUUUAUUCCAUUAUGUUCCCAAAUCAUUGAUUUGAUUCUCAGCUUCAUCCACUGUACUGUUGUUUUCCUGUAAAUUGUUCUUUAUUUCAAUUAGUGUAUCCUUUGUUUCUGACUGGAUCUUUUUUGUGCUUUUGAGGUCCUCACUAAGUUCCUUAAGCAUCCUGACAACCAGUGUUUUGAACUCUGCAUCCGAUAGAUUGCUUAUAUCCAUUUUGUUUAAUUCUUUUUCUGGAGUUUUGAUCCUUCAUGUGGGUCAUAUUUCUUUGUUUUCUCAUUUUGUCAGCCUCCCUGUGUUUGUUUGUAUGUAUUAGGUAGAGCUGCUAUGACUUCCUGUCUUGGUAGCAUGGCCUCAUGUAGUAGGUGUCCUGUAGGGUCUUGGCACCUGUUAGGAAGGAUGCUGAGAGCCUAGCCUUUGGAGCAGACAGGCCUGUAUGUGAAUUGUCCCUUUAAUACUUGCCAGCUGGGAGACCUUAAACAAGUGACAAACCACCCUAAAUCACCAUAUUCUCAUUUGCCAAACCUGGGCCAUCUGAGGAUUAAAUGGAGUCAACGUGUUAAAGCCCAUUAUGGGUUCAGUAAGGUCUUUAAGAAAGUUAUUAAGUUAAAACAAGGUCAUUAGGGUGAGCCCUAAUCCAUUAUGACUGGCGUUCUUACAAGAGGAAAUCUAGACACAUACACAGAUGCAAGACUUGUGCGCACACAAAGAGAUGACUGUUGGUAUACAGGGUGAAGACAGACAGCCAUCUGCAAGCCUAGGAGAGCAGCCUCAACAAACCAACCCUGCUAACACCUUGAUCUUAGACUUCUGGCCUCCAGAACUGUGAGAAAAUAAAAUUCUGGUUUUUAAGGCCCGCAGUCUGGUAUUUUGUCCCAGCACCCCUAGCAGGCUUACUACAAAGCCCUUGUUCUUAUCCUGGCACAGAAAAGACUACAGUGGAGUUCACUAGGAAGAUCUCUAUUUUCUACACUAAUCCUAAUUUUUUUUCCUAAAGCAGGAUGAGUUUUAGCCCUUAUAGUGUCCACAACAGUGACAGGGUGAAUAAUAUCCUCCAAAGAUGUCCAUGCCCUAAUACCCAGUAUGUAUAUUACCUUCUAUGGUAAAAAGGGCUUUGCAGGUGUGAUUGAGAAGGACUUGAUAUAAGGGUAGUAGCCUGGUUUAUCCAGGUGGGUGCAAAGUAAUUAUAAUGGUCUUUAUAAGAGGGAGGCAAGAUGGCCAGAGUCACAGUAGAUAUGACAAUGGAAACAAGAAGUUAGAGUGAUGCAAGGAAGGAGUCAUGAGCCAAGAUUUAUAAGUGGCCUUUAGAGGCCAAAAAAGACAAGGACACAUUUCCUCCUUAGAAUAGUGGUCCCCAACCUUUUGGGCACCAAGAUCUGGUUUUUUGAAUGACAAGGUGGGGUGGGUAUGAGGAGGAGGUCUUAGCUAAGAUCCCUAGCUGGCCCCCUGUAGGGGGUGGGGCAACAGGAGGCAGAGCUCCUAAGAGACCACAGAAGGUUUGGGGACCCAUGCCUUAGAGCCUCUAGCAAAAACAAUUUCUCCUAACACCUUGACUUUAGCCCAGUGAAACUGAAUUUGAACUUCUGACCUGUAGAAUUGUUAAGAUCAUAAAUUUUUGUCAUUUUAAGCAAUUAAGUAUGUGGUAAUUUGUUAUAGCAGCAACAAGUAAACUAAUACAACUAUUUGAACUCUGACUGACAUAUUACCUGAACUGCUGGAGCAUUCUCUUGGUACCAGUGCAGAGUUGCAAGCCCUGAAGACAGAUUACCUGGGUUGGAAUCUCUGCUUUAACACCUGCUGCACGGAUGAUCUUGGGCCAGUUACCUGAUCUCUCUGUGGUUAAGUUUCUCAGAUGAAGCUACUUGGAUGAAGAUUUUAUGAUAACUGGGAUUUUGUCUUAUUCAGUAAAAUAGACCCAAUACAUCACACUGUAGGUAGUCAAUAAAUAUUGGUGAUUUAUGAUCCAUCAGUGAGCUAACAUAAAGUACUUUGCCAGACUUGGUGUUAGGUUCAGUAUCUAAAAAUUAUUAAUGUUGUUCAACAACAUAAAACUUCACAACACGAGGCACCAUAAUAAAAAUACAGAUUUUUUUCAUGUAUAAAUGAUUAAAUCUAUGUAAAAAUGCAUGUAAUGAAGACUAAAGAAACAAAAAUACAAAUAUCAUAGGUAGUGGAUUGUUACAAUAUUGCUUUAAUGUCAUGGGUAAUAGGUUAUAAUAUUACUUUACUGUAAUGGGUAAUAGGUUAUAAUACUGCUUUAUAAUAAAGUUAAAUUGGUAGUGGUCCUAAAUGUUAUGUUUCAAGCUAAUCUAUGAAUGUAACCUUUACUUAUUCCAGCAUUAUUUUUACUUUUUAAUAUUUACAUUUUAAAAAUAGACUUCAAGAUAACAUUGUAGCCCCCACAAAAAGAAAAGAUUAUUUUUUAAAUAAAUUCUUUCCAGCAUAAAGGAUUGAGUAUUGAAGGAAGGCACUGCAGCCUCCUACUUCCAUGUCUUUCUUUAAAUGAUAAUUCUUGCCCACAUCUGAAAAAGAAUUACAGCCCUGAGAAAGACAGCAAACGCCAGCAGCACCAAAGUUGAGAUAUCAUCUUGGCUACCAGUAAGUCACACUGUAAAAACAGUCAUACCUCCAUCUUCCUGUGAAGCCAACAUAGUUUCUUAACCAGUGAUGUCCAAAGUUCUCCCAUAAUAUUGGGCAAUGAGUUGCCACACCUUGCUCAUUACCAGAAAUGUGAGACUGAGAAUAGCAAUGCCACCUAGCUUGUCCUCAGGAAUAACUGAUAAAGGGCAUGAAAUUAAAAGUUGCUCAGUUUCUAUUUCUUCUGUCUUUCAAAAGCAAUAUUUACUGCAUUUUUCCUAAUGCAAAAGUAAUAUGUACAUUGUGGGAAGUUGAAAAAUACAAAGGAGAAAGUAAAAUUCAUUUUCAUCAUUAUUAUCCAAAGAUAUGUACUGUUAGUAGACUGAUAAUGUUUUAGACUUUUAGUAGGGAUAUAAACAUUUUAAUAAAAUUGGAGCCACACUGUACCUUCUUUUUAAAAUCUACUUCUUAAUGUUUUCCAAUGUCAUUAAAUCUUUCAAAAUUUGAGUGUUCAUUGAUUGCAUAGGUUUUUUAUCAUACAUUCACUAUUACUUAAUUCCAUUAUUCAAUUCAUAGACUUAUUUUUUCCUCACAAACACUAGUGCUAUGAAUAGAUUCAUAUCUUUGGACACAUCUCUGAUUAUUUCUGUAGGAUCAAGUCUUGGAAGCAGAAUGUCUCUGUAUGCAUAUUUCCAGAGAUUGUAGGGUAGGGGUAGAAAUUUGGAUGUGAUGAUUUGCAUACUUUUAAGGGUUUUGGAUAUAUUUUCUCAAAUUACCUCCAGAAAGUUUUGUAUUUCUACCUGCAGAUUCUAGCCAACACUGAGACAUUUUUUAAUCCUUGCCGAUUACAUAGGCAAGAAUAAUACAUUAUUCUGCUUAUGUUUCUGUGGAUACUAGUGUAGACAAAUAUUUUUCAAAAUGUUUGUAGGACAUUUGUUCUUUGUGAAUUGCCUACAUAUCUUGCCCAUUUGGUUAUUGCCAUUAGCACAUGUUGCCUCGUUGAUCAUAUCCCCCAAAUUUGACAUACUUAGAUUGUGUUCUCAUUUUAUGAGGUCAUUGUUUUAUUAAUAGUUAAGGGGUAUUCUAUUUCAUGCUUUACAGCUAUCUUUUCCAGGGACGAGGUAACAUUUUAAACAUAUUUGUUGUUCUCAUUCAUGUGUACUAUUCAAUCAUCAAACAUUUAUUGACCAUCUCCUAUAUCCCAGACGUGGUCUAGUUGCUGCAGACACAGAUGAAUUAGAUAAGUUCGCAGUAUGGUAUACAGACCUGUGCUCUCCAGUACAAUAGUUGCUGGCUGCAUGAGGGGAUUAAGCACUUGAAAUAUGGCUUGUCUGAAUUUAGAUGUCCUAUAAGUGUAAAAUACAUACCAGAUUCCAAAAACCUAGUAUGAAAAAAUGCAAAAUAUCCCACUAGUAAUUGGUUUGAUUUCAAAUGGAAUUCAUUUUUUUGGAUAUUGAGUUAAAUACAAUGUAUUAUUAAACUUAGUUUACCUGACUUCCGCCAAGAUGGAGGCGUAGGUGGACGUGCCGUGCCUUCUCACACAACCAAGAUUAGAGAAAACUAAAUAUUAGCAAUAGAAAACACAGCCAGAACACGGAAAAUUGAACUUUUUGGAAGUCCAUUAACAACAAAUUCUUCAGCCUGACCGGUAAGGGGCGAAACCAGUGGCUGGUGAGGGGUUGCACAGGAGGACUCGGGUCAGACAGACUCAGGCGUGGAAUCCAGACACGCGGAAUCCAGGAGCAGGGUUGGACCUAGUGAGCGACCGAGCGAGCCACCAGGCAAGCGACUGCGGAGGAGACAGCAGGGAAGCGGUGCUGAGUAUUGACUGUGGUCGCCCAUUUGUGCGCCAGCGGACAGGCGAGGGAGUGGGCGGUUGGACUGGGGCCGGCAGGUCCCCACAGCGAGCGGCAGUAGAGGGCACCGCCAU
Artibeus jamaicensis (Jamaican fruit-eating bat) is the source of this 6818-nucleotide messenger RNA. It is a transcript of the gene COQ2, whose product is annotated as coenzyme Q2, polyprenyltransferase. The record is from RefSeq and is a predicted model, not a curated record. Bases 39 to 1280 code for a protein of 413 amino acids. Gene Ontology annotation, biological process: ubiquinone biosynthetic process. Lineage: Eukaryota; Metazoa; Chordata; Mammalia; Chiroptera; Phyllostomidae. The transcript has 7 exons. Gene Ontology annotation, cellular component: mitochondrial inner membrane.